This is a messenger RNA of Elgaria multicarinata webbii, 3480 nucleotides long. RefSeq names its product GTP dependent ribosome recycling factor mitochondrial 2 (gene GFM2). The coding region runs from base 263 to 2605 and encodes 780 amino acids. Lineage: Eukaryota; Metazoa; Chordata; Lepidosauria; Squamata; Anguidae. The record is from RefSeq and is a predicted model, not a curated record. The transcript has 20 exons. Gene Ontology annotation, cellular component: mitochondrion. Gene Ontology annotation, biological process: mitochondrial translation; ribosome disassembly. Gene Ontology annotation, molecular function: GTPase activity; GTP binding.
AGCGCCGCUGGCUUUGCCCCUUCUGAGCCCUUUCGUAGAUUUUUCUGACUCUCAGACAGCGAUGGAUGAUGGCCAAAGACGAUAUUUUACACUAACGACCUGACGGGGGUGAUGGUUUGGCUACUGAAUGGCAUUUAAAUGUUUCUGAUUCCUUAUAAACCACGGUUUCAUUCGGUGCCUGUGUGAAUGAGAGGCUUACCAGCGAUUUCAAAUACUGUAUCUGAAGUACUUGAGUAUACACCCCUUUCUGUAGCAGUUAUUUAUGCUGCCGGGAUACUGGGUAAUCAUGCUGCGAGAUACACGGAAAUUGAUACUGAACCCACUCAAAAUGUGUAUUUAUUGCAGAAAAGCAAGAGUUCUACCUUUAAAAUGUUUUAAAGACUGUUUGAAUCUUCAAAGAAAUUACAGUUAUCCAGGAGGUGAAGUAAAAUCUUUGCGCUCAAUUAUCACUCCACCUGUGUCUAAAAUCCGUAACAUUGGUAUUAUGGCCCACAUAGAUGCAGGAAAAACAACUACCACAGAGAGGAUGCUGUAUUAUUCUGGGUACACAAGAACUCUUGGAGAUGUUGAUGAUGGGGAUACUGUAACAGAUUUCAUGGCACAGGAGCGAGAACGUGGCAUUACCAUUCAAUCUGCUGCUGUAACCUUUGAUUGGAACGGCUAUAGGAUCAACCUGAUAGAUACACCAGGUCAUGUGGACUUUACAGUGGAGGUGGAACGUUCCCUAAGAGUACUGGAUGGAGCAGUGGCUGUAUUUGAUGCCUCAGCUGGUGUAGAGGCACAGUCUCUGACGGUCUGGAGGCAAGCAGACAAGCACCAUAUACCACGAAUUUGCUUUUUAAACAAGAUGGACAAAAAUGGAGCAAGUUUCAGCCUUGCAGUUGAGAGUAUCAAGCAGAAGUUGAAGGCUAAGCCUUUGCUUUUACAGUUGCCAAUUGGAGAGGCAAAGACCUUUAGGGGAAUCGUUGACGUGGUGACCAAGGAGCAACUUGUUUGGAAAGCUGCAACUGGACUGGACGACGGAAAGACUUUUGAGCGGAAGUCCUUGAAAGAAACUCACGAUCCUGACUUGUUGCGGGAUGCCACCGAUGCAAGAAAUGCUUUGAUAGAACAACUUGCAGAUUUGGAUGAUGAAUUUGCUGAACUGGUCCUUGGGGAAUUCAGUGAGAGUUUUGAUUCAGUACCAGCAGAUGAGCUGCAUUCAGCCAUACAAAGAGUAACCCUCGCUCAGAAAGCAGUGCCUGUGUUCUGUGGAAGUGCGCUGAAAAAUAAAGGUGUUCAGCCAUUAUUGGAUGCAGUCACUAUGUAUUUGCCUGCACCAGAUGAAUGCAGCUAUGACUUUCUGCAGUGGUAUAAAGAUGACUUGUGUGCUUUGGUGUUUAAAGUUCUCCAUGACAAACAGCGUGGCCCAUUGGUUUUUUUGCGUAUUUACUCUGGCAAAAUGAAGCCUCAGUCAGCUGUAUAUAACAUUAACAAAAACUGCACAGAAAGAAUGAGUCGCUUGCUUCUGCCUUUUGCUGAUCAGCAAAUAGAAAUCUCCUCGCUCACAGCUGGCAACAUUGCCCUGGCCGUUGGAUUCAAACAGAGUGCCACUGGAGACACCAUUGUUUCAUCAAAGGCUUCUGCAGUGGCUGCGGCUCAACAAGCUGGAAGAGAUGUGGGGUCAAAGCGCGGCCGAACCAGUGAAGUGGAGAACCUUCUCUUGGCCGGCAUUGAGAUUCCAGAGCCAGUCUUCUUCUGUACGAUAGAGCCACCUUCCAUGGCCAGGCAGCCAGAUCUGGAUAAUGCUUUGGCUUGUCUGCAGCGUGAGGAUCCAAGUCUGAAAGUCAAGACAGAUGCUGACACUGGACAAACUAUCCUUUGUGGCAUGGGAGAGCUUCACAUUGAGAUCAUUCAUGACCGAAUCAAACGUGAAUAUGGACUUGAGACUUAUCUUGGACCUCUUCAGAUAGCUUACCGAGAAACGAUUGAAAACUCAGUUCAAGCUACAGAUACACUGGACAGAACUAUCGGAGAAAAGCGACACCAGGUGACUGUAGAACUGGGUGUGAGACCAUGCGCGGAAGAAAUGUUAGUAGUAGCACCAGUCAUUGAGUAUGCUGAAAAUACCUAUGACUCACUUCAGCCAGAUCUUCGUGAAGCUAUAGAAAAUGGAAUUUAUUCCUCUUGCCUUCAAGGACCACUUCUGGGGUUUCCGGUUCAAGACGUAGUAGUGAUGGUGCAUGCAGUGGCUGCAAACUCUGAUACAUCUCCAACGAUCGUUUCUGCUUGCAUUUCUAGAUGCAUGCAAAAGGCUUUGAAGAAAGCUGAUAAAAAAGUUCUGGAGCCUCUCAUGAACCUGGAAAUAACCGUGGGUGAAGAUCACCUUGGCGUGGCACUUGCAGACCUUGCACAGAGAAGAGGCAACAUUCAGGAAAUUCAGAGUCGCCACGAUAACAAAGUGGUGAUUGCAUCUGUUCCGCUAGCAGAAAUGAUGGGUUAUUCAACAGUUUUACGCACUUUGACAUCUGGCACAGCCACCUUCACAUUGGAAUUGGCAAACUAUCAAGCAAUGAGCAUUCAUGAGCAAACUGUUCUGCUUAAUAAGAGGAGUGGUUUGGCAUAACAUCAUCAAGGGAUGAACAAUUCGGACUGGCUUCCUUUGUGGGACUAAAAGCCAUUCAUAUGCGCUGAUUUACAACUGGCUACUAUCAUAUGAAUAACUAUAUAUCUUGUAAAAAACAAACCACUUGUCAGUUCUAGAUUUGUUUUGUAAUUGGAACAGAUUAUUCUGCUGAAGGAGUAAAACUGGAAACAUAACCAACUGCCUGCUCUGGGCUAAUAUAUUCUGUUGUAUAUGGCAGGUACCUGAAAAUAAGAACAUGCACUAGUAGUUUUCUAUUUACAGUGAACAUGUAGAAGGCUUUGAACAGGCAUUCUAGCAUUUUGCAUAGACUUCAUAAUGAAAUGUUAUGUACUUUCCUUCAAACAUCUAAAGGAAAACUUCUCCCUGACCAAAGGAAGGCUGUCAGGACAAUCCCUCAUAAAAUAAGUUGUAAUCUUCGACUUUGCCAUUAAUUCUGCACUCCAUUCAACCCUUACCCACAGACUACUGAAACAUUAUCUUUCUUUCAUUCCCCUCUCCCCCAGUCUUUGCUUAUGCACAUCCACCCUUAAACCUCAAAUACACCUACAUCUUUUUCUUUUACUUACAAUGUUCAUGGUUCUCCUCUGUUUGGUCCCUCAUUUCCUCUCUUCUACCUUCUUCCCUAUUGCACAUAGGUUACAGCAGGGGAAGGCAACCUAGUGCUCUCCAGCUAUUUUGGACGACAUCUCCCAGAAUCCCUGACAAUUGACUCUGGGCUUAGAGAAGUUGUAGUCCAAACCAUCUGGAGGUUGCCUACCUCUAUAUUAGGGUCUUACUGGCCAAAACAGGAAGGUGUUGAGUGGUUUGUAACUUGUCCUACUUGAACUACAAAAUAAAUGAUAUUUCUACUGAAA